Messenger RNA from Marasmius oreades (fairy-ring Marasmius), 1740 nucleotides. RefSeq lists its product as uncharacterized. The transcript has 10 exons. Gene Ontology annotation, molecular function: calcium-activated cation channel activity. NCBI's taxonomy places the organism in Eukaryota, Fungi, Basidiomycota, Agaricomycetes, Agaricales, Marasmiaceae. The record is from RefSeq and is a predicted model, not a curated record. Bases 1 to 1740 code for a protein of 579 amino acids. Gene Ontology annotation, cellular component: plasma membrane.
AUGUCGACAGAUCCAGACAUAGAAAAGAUCUUUGAACCACAACGGACGCUGGCGCCUCAAGCUGUUGGUUCGCAGGUUGUGUUGAUGAGUAUAGUCUCGAUCGUGACCGUACUGGCGUUCAACUUGCUUCGCCCCAAAAACAAGGUCAUCUAUGAACCCAAAGUCAAGUAUCAUGUCGGCGACAAACCUCCUCCUCGGAUUUCAGACUCACUUUGUGGCUGGUUACCUCCUCUCAUACGUACGAAAGAACCAGAGUUACUCGACAAAGUUGGCUUGGACGCCGUCACCUUCCUUCGUUUUAACCGACUCAUGCGUUGGCUUUUCACCGGAAUCAGCGUCCUUACCUGUGGCAUCUUAAUACCGAUCAAUGCUGUCUACACCCUACAGCACGUAAAACCCGAAAACAGAGAUAUCCUGAGCAUAUUGACCAUUCGAGACGUCGGCGGCAACCUUCUCUAUGCUCAUGUCGCCGUGACGUAUCUCAUUACUUUCCUCAUCAUGGGCAUCGUCUAUUUCUAUUGGAAAAAGAUGUUAGCACUUCGACUUGCGUGGUUCCGUUCCCCAGAGUAUAUACAGUCGUUCUAUGCACGUACUUUGGCCAUUACUGAGGUUCCGAGGAAGUUUCAGAGCGACGAAGGGCUUCGGCAGAUAUUUGGCUCGGUACAGGUGCCGUAUCCAACCACUAGCGUGCAUAUCGGGCGACGCGUCGGUAGACUCCCAGAGUUAAUCGAGUUUCACAACAACACUGUCCGAGAACUGGAGGAGUACCUUGUCAGGUACUUGAAAGGAGGAAGAGUCGCGAAGAAGAGACCCACCAUUCGUAUUGGCGGCUGCUGGGGCUGUGGAGGAACCAAACGAGAUGCUAUUGACUAUUACACAGAAAAACUCAAGCGAACAGAGGCUGCUAUUGAGGAAUACCGAAACCAAAUUGACACUCGCAAAGCAGAAAAAUACGGUUUCGCUAGCAUGGCCGCAGUUCCUUAUGCACAUAUAGUGGCGAGACUAUUGAAAGGCAAACAUCCGAAGGGCACAACUAUCACGCUCGCACCCAAUCCCAAGGACAUCAUCUGGGAAAAUAUGAGCAAGUCUAAUUCCGAGUUGAGGAGCAAACGUAUGAUCGGAUUCGUGUGGCUCGUUCUCGUUUGCUUCUUCAACACCCUACCCCUGUUCAUCAUAUCAAUCUUGGCCAAUUUGAACCAGAUCAAAGAUAUUCCACAGUUUUCCUUCCUAGCGGGAUGGUCUAAGGAUUCUCCGGGUACAUUCGCUUUUGUAUCCGGAGUCUUACCUCCAUCGGUGUCAGGUAUAUUUGGUUUCUUCUUGCCUAUUAUAAUGAGAUGGUUGAGUCAGUUCAUGGGGGCGACUACUCAAUCCAAGCUUGACCGACAAGUGGUCGCCCGAUACUUUGCUUUCUUAGUCAUCUCUCAACUAAUCAUCUUCACGUUGAUUGGCGUCCUUUUCCACGCUAUUAGUCAAAUCGUCCAUCAGGUCGGCAAACAGAGUUUCCAAGAAAUUAUCGACAACCUUCACAAUUUACCGGAAUUUAUCAACAACGCGUACAUCGACCAGUCAUCCUAUUGGCUGACCUUCUUCCCUCUGCGAGGUUUCCUCGUUGUGUUCGAUUUAGCUCAGAUCAUCAACUUGGUGUGGAUCUUCAUUAAAACACGGUACGCCUCGAACUCGAAGGAGUGGCAGUUUGUCAUUUUCAACUUUACGCAGUCUCUUUGGCCGCACACCUCGUGA